Molecule: messenger RNA, 2127 nt
Organism: Myripristis murdjan (pinecone soldierfish)
Lineage: Eukaryota; Metazoa; Chordata; Actinopteri; Holocentriformes; Holocentridae
Product: RILP-like protein 1
Exons: 9
Coding region: 208-1593 (461 amino acids)
Biological process (GO): cilium assembly
Cellular component (GO): cytoplasm; ciliary basal body
Molecular function (GO): small GTPase binding; protein dimerization activity; dynein light intermediate chain binding
Source: RefSeq, a predicted model, not a curated record
CGUGAAGUUACCCUGCGCCACCAGCCCAGGACCUGUCAGAGUUUACACUCUCAACAGAAACAAACAAGUUUCAUGAAGUUUACACACGUUUCAGCUGGCUUGCUGGAACGAGUAUUUCAACCGCAGAGCAGAUGGGGGGCCACUGAGGCGAGAGGAAGACUAUGCUGAGCGGCGGAGGGCUGAAGGCUGGCGUUGCAGUAAACAGACAUGGAGACCUGCGUGUCAGCCCUGGAGAAAGGCGCGUCGGACCUGACGGUGAUGGAUGUGUACGACAUCGCCGCGGUGGUCGGCCACGAGUUUGAGCGGGUUAUUGACCAGUAUGGCUGCGAGUCGAUGCUGCGGCUGGUGCCCAAAGUGGUGCGGGUCCUGGAGCUGCUGGAGGCGCUGGUCAGCCGCAGCGCCGCCGGGCAGGAGGCCGAGGAGCUGCGGAGGGAGCUGGAGCGGCUGCGGCAGGAGCGGAGCGACCGCAGCGAGCAGGACAGGAGACACCAGAAGGAGCUGGAGCUGGUGGAGGAUGUGUGGAGGGGAGAGGCCCAGGACCUGCUCUCCCAAAUCACUCAGCUUCAGGAAGAGAACAAGAGGCUGCUGGUGAGCCUCUCGGUCAGAGACUCUCCCAUCACAGAGGAGGAGCUGCAGAAGCAGGAGGGAAUGUCAGAGAAGGAAAGACAGAUGAUGAAGAAGCUGAAAGACAUGGUGGAUAAGCAGAGGGAUGAAAUCCGGGCCAAAGACCAUGAGUUAACGCUGAGAAAUGAGGACGUUGACGCGCUCCAGAUGCAGCAGCACCGACUGAUGAAGAUCAACCAGGACCUCCGCCACAGGAUAGGCAUUAUGGAGGCCCAGGGAAAGGCGCUGAUCCAGCAGAGGGCAGAGCUGGAGGCUGCAGCUCAGGCACGGCAGCAGGAGCUGGGGGCUCUGCAGCGGGAAGUGACCCAACUGAGAGAAGAGCGCUGUGAGUGGGAGCUAGAGAGAGAGACGUGUCAGAAAGCAGAGUCCCCUCUCAUCAAGUCUGGGAUGUCACCACCUCCAACAGCACAGAUGGUGUCUGUGGAAGCGGCGGCAGCAGCAGCUGACCCCAUCAAGCAAAAUUCAGUUUGGGUGGAAUGUGGAGGGGAUGUUGGCUUCCUGGCUGAUUGCUUUGAGUCAGACAACAGUCAUUCAGUCCUCCCACGUUCAACAAACAGGGGACUGAAUGAGGAAGAUGGUGGCGAAGAUGAGGACACAGCAGCAUUGUUAUUGGAUGCGUUAUGUGAGGAAGAGGCGGAUGAGGAGACAGACAGCCUGGAGCUGGAGCCAGACAAACCUCGCUUUACCCUGCAGGAGUUGCGGGAUGUCCUGCAGGAGAAGAAUGAGCUCAAGGCCCAAGUGUUCAUGCUGCAGGAGGAGCUAGCAUAUUACAAAAGUGAGGAGGCGGAGGAUGAAGUUAGCUCCUUUGCUUUAAUUCCAUCCUCUGCACCGAGCCCUGCUCCUGUUGAUCAGCCCGAGUCAGGAAUCAGACGCUUGAUCUUUACUGCCAUAAUGCCGAUGGUGGCGGCUGGUUUGAUUCGAGAUGAUCCCACGUUGCUGCCAAUCAGAAGACUUAUUUCCUUUGUAUAGCAUGUUGUUCCGGAGCCAGAGGUGGCUGGGCGGAGCGGCACAUGUGGGAACACCCUGCGCUCACAGCUUCCACAGGAGGAAAAGCCAAAGCAACUUCCACCAGCGGAAGUUUAUUUUCUUGGUGUUUAUUCACAUUCAUGCCAGCAGUACAUAUCAGGAAUAGAUGAUUGGACUCAUCAAGUGAUGGAGAGGUGUAUGAAUGGCAAAUUAUUGGGACGCUGUUUGGUCACAUGACUAUGCAAGCCGCUUGCUGCUGUGUGGUAUGAUAUAAUGUACUUGGUGCCAGUGCCCCAUAUUGACAGGUCUUUAUAAAGCAGUGUAUUUUACUCACAUUGCUACACCUUGUGGUCUAUAAGAGUCUGACUGCACUGCAAACUCAUUCAUCUUUGAAAAGAAGAUUAAAGUUCAGUCAGUGGAUUGCUAGGGUCCGUGAGUGUCUAUUGUAAAAAUUUUAAAAAAGUGUUUUUAAUUUGUGGCAUUGUGCAUCUGUAAAUUAUGAAUUUCGAAAACGUAAUAAAUUUUAUUUUCAUCUUU